This is a messenger RNA of Haliotis rufescens (red abalone), 1166 nucleotides long. RefSeq names its product cuticular glutathione peroxidase-like. Gene Ontology annotation, biological process: response to oxidative stress. The transcript is spliced from 3 exons. NCBI's taxonomy places the organism in Eukaryota, Metazoa, Mollusca, Gastropoda, Lepetellida, Haliotidae. The coding region runs from base 480 to 845 and encodes 121 amino acids. Gene Ontology annotation, molecular function: glutathione peroxidase activity. The record is from RefSeq and is a predicted model, not a curated record.
CCCAUGCUUAUUUAACGCAACCGUCACGUUGUUGAGCACAGUUCUCUAGCAGCAUGUGCGAACGGUCCCGUGGGUACCUCAAUCCGGGGUGGAUGGCCCGGGGGUGCUACCUCCUUCUGUUUGGGGUGGUGCAGGCAGCGCAACACAAGUACUACAGCAUCUGCGACAGCACGGACGACAAAUCUGCGUAUGACUACAAGGCGCUCAAUCUGGAGGGGACGCGGAAUGUCAGUAUGGGUGACGGGAAUCGAGGGAAAGUGAUGCUCCUACUCAAUGUGGCCACUUUCUGAGAGUUCACUCCCCAGUACUGGCAGUUGAAUGUACUAGCCGACCGGUUCACGGAGUCUCCCUUCUCUAUCGUGGGAUUCCCAUGUGACCAGUUCGCCCAUCAGGAGCCCGGCGCUAACAAGACUGAGUUGCUGGCGGGACUCAGAUAUGUCCGCCCUGGCAAAAAUUACACCCCUCACUUCACACUACACAUGAAGAUUCACGUCAACGGCGAGGAAGAACUGCCCCUCUAUAGGUACCUGAAGGAUUCUUGUCCCGUUCCUCUAGACGCUUCUUACGACAGAACCGAGUCAUUCUGGGACCCUAUUAAGGUCAACGAUAUUUCAUGGAACUUCGAGAAGUUUCUCAUUGACCAAAAUGGCCGCCCACUUUUCCGGUUUCGACCGGAUGUUGAACCUACGGACCUGGAAAAGCUGGUUGAGCUGAUGUUGGAGACAUCCAUGGAUCGCGACCCGUGGAAGGCGAAAGCGGAGGAUGAACUUCAAAUUAUACACAACAAGAUGGAGGUCAGAGAGGAGGCGAAGAAAAGAGAGGAAGAGAAAAAGAAACAAAACUAACUUUCAUCUAUCGAAAAUUGAGUAUAUUAUUCAAAAAUGAUGUCUUUGUCCCGAUCAACUAUUUUUAAAUUCUUUAUUUAUUGGCAUUGUGUUUAUAGUAAAUCGUGCUCUUCAGGUGCCUAUGAUGAGUGAUUCAUACACAGUAUUCACCCCGGAGUAACCGGAAGUCUGGUACCGGAUGUGCUGAACUUCUGUCCUCAUGGUGUAUUUAUACUAAUGGAAACGUGUAAAAUUUGAAGAAAUGAGUUGUUUGAUUGUAACUAGCAGAUUAUAUAAGUUUAUAUAUACCUACCUGACCUCAUAGGAACCAGUUACUGUUUU